Molecule: messenger RNA, 888 nt
Organism: Helianthus annuus (common sunflower)
Lineage: Eukaryota; Viridiplantae; Streptophyta; Magnoliopsida; Asterales; Asteraceae
Exons: 3
Coding region: 1-888 (295 amino acids)
Source: RefSeq, a predicted model, not a curated record
AUGGAUCCGUUCAACAACCCGGACAACCCGAACACUCCGAACAACCCGAAUACUCCCAACAAUCCGACCCAACCUAAUGCUUUCUCGGUUCCGGGAUAUUAUCCGACGCUAGAACCGAACCAAUUCUCGCAAUAUUCAUCGAACGCGUUUGCUUCAUUCCAACACUCGCCAAACCAAUUCGCUCAAAUCUCCCAAAAUCAAGCCCUUCAACAAAUGAUGAUGCGGGGUGCUUGGAACUUCCCACCCAUCCAACCUCAACCGAUCCCCACACCACCCGUUCAACCUCAACCGAUCCCGGCCCAAUCCGAACCCGAAGACGAUGUGGAGAUUGUUCCCGAAACCCAACCGCCUAAAGGGAAAGGAAAACGAAACAAAGGCAAGCAAGUGGUGGGUGAUCAACCGUCGAAACCGAAGGCGACUAAGUGGACACCAAUCGAAGAAGAAGCCUUAGCCAAGGCUUUCAUUGGCACUGACAACCCGACAAAAGUUGGUAAUAACCAAUCGGGUGAGGGGUUUUGGUCCAAGGUAUUGGCCAAGUUUCUCGCCUUGAUGGACCAAGGCCCGUAUCGAGAUCUCGACUCGGUUUCCUCAAAGUGGCGGAAAAUGAACUCGUCCAUCAAUAGGUUUUGCGAGGAAUAUAAUAAAUUAUAUACAAGUGACCGUCGUAGCGGGUGGAACGACGAGGAUGUGUUCAAAAUGGCGUUGGAAAAGUAUAAGGACAAGAAUGGUACCAACUUUCCUCACGUUCGCGCGUGGAUGGUUGUAAAAGACGAACCAAAAUAUAGGCCUAUUCCCAACGAGGUGGCGAUGGCGAAACGCCAAAAAACAUCGGAAACGGGUAGUUUUACUGUUUUAGCGUCGGUGGAUCGGACGCGAGGUGUCACAUAA